GCCCUGUCUUGACGCCAUUUUACAGGCGAAAUUGUGUGUGUGACGCGUUGUUGUAAAUCCAGAAAGUUUUCUUGGCUGUAAAAAGCGGGUUUAUUCGGUUGUAAAACAAAAGCAGGCGCAGGAGCAGAAGCAGCUAGUGAAGAUGUCGCAACGCUUUGCACCUGGCCAAGCGCCGGUGCAGUCGCGCUACCAGCCCCCGCCGCCGUCACCCGGCAUGCGUCCCUAUCCGCCGCCAGGCGCCACUUUUCCGCCGCGCGGCUUUCCCCUGCAUCCGAACACCACGCAACCAGUUCCGGGCACAACGAACGUGGCCGGAGUGCCUGGAGUUCCAGGAGUGCCUGGCGUACCCGGGCCAUCGCUACUCCAGCGCGCCGCCCAACAGCCGGCCUUUCAGAGCAGCCUACGCGGCACAGGCGCCGCCGGAGGAGGCGGUGGUUCCGGCGGAGGAAGCAAGCGGUCCAACGAAUCGCGCAGUUUGGGCGGCGCUGGUGGCAAAAGUGACUUCGUUACGGCCAAGAAGAAAAAGAAGCUGGCAGACAAGAUUCUGCCGCAGAAAGUGCGCGACCUGGUGCCGGAGUCGCAGGCGUACAUGGAUCUGUUGACGUUCGAGCGCAAACUGGAUGCCACCAUUAUGCGCAAGCGCUUGGACAUCCAGGAGGCCCUCAAGCGUCCAAUGAAGCAAAAGCGCAAACUACGCAUCUUCAUCUCGAACACAUUCUAUCCCAGCAAGGAGCCGUCCAACGAUGGCGAAGAGGGAGCCGUAGCCUCCUGGGAACUGCGGGUCGAGGGUCGCCUACUGGAGGAUGGCAAGGGCGAUCCCAAUACCAAGAUCAAACGCAAGUUCUCGUCGUUCUUCAAGUCAUUGGUUAUCGAACUGGACAAGGAGCUGUACGGGCCGGACAACCAUCUGGUUGAGUGGCAUCGCACCCACACCACACAAGAGACGGACGGAUUCCAGGUGAAGCGGCCUGGCGAUCGCAAUGUGCGCUGCACCAUCCUCCUGCUGCUCGACUACCAGCCGCUGCAGUUCAAGCUCGACCCCCGACUCGCGAGACUGCUCGGCGUCCACACGCAGACCAGGCCGGUGAUCAUCUCCGCCUUGUGGCAGUACAUCAAGACGCACAAGCUGCAGGAUGCCCACGAGCGGGAGUACAUCAAUUGCGACAAAUAUCUGGAGCAGAUAUUCAGCUGCCAGCGGAUGAAGUUUGCGGAGAUACCGCAACGCCUCAAUCCGCUGCUGCAUCCGCCCGAUCCGAUCGUGAUCAAUCACUUCAUUGAGAGCGGGGCCGAGAACAAGCAGACCGCCUGCUACGACAUCGAUGUGGAGGUGGACGACACGCUCAAGAACCAGAUGAAUAGUUUCCUGAUGAGCACCGCCAGCCAGCAAGAAAUCCAGGGGCUGGACACCAAAAUCCACGAGACGGUGGACACUAUCAACCAGAUGAAGACGAACAGGGAGUUCUUCCUUAGCUUCGCCAAGGAUCCGCAGAUGUUUAUACAUCGCUGGAUCAUCAGUCAGACGAGAGAUUUGAAGCUGAUGACUGAUGUAGUGGGCAAUCCGGAGGAGGAGCGACGGGCCGAGUUCUACUAUCAGCCAUGGACGCACGAGGCCGUGUCGCGCUACUUCUUCACCAAGGUCAACCAGAAGCGGGCCGAAUUGGAGCAGGCGCUGGGCAUACGCAACGGCUAGGCGAAUGCUUCGUCGAUCUCCUCCAGCAGCCAAUUCCUGGAACCAACGCCAAUCAGCAUCCGUAAACCGUGCGCACGGCAAACUCUUUUUCCUUCGCCAGUUUAGUUUAAGCUUAAAGUAUAUCCCUUUUUUUUCGACAAGCUGAACUCCAACCCUUUCCAUAACCCGAAUCCCCCAUCCAAAACACACACAUCCACAAAAUAUUGGACUUAACAGUAAGCUAAUAAAACGGCAUACAAAUAUUAAA
Drosophila rhopaloa is the source of this 1937-nucleotide messenger RNA. RefSeq names its product brahma-associated protein of 60 kDa (gene Bap60). NCBI's taxonomy places the organism in Eukaryota, Metazoa, Arthropoda, Insecta, Diptera, Drosophilidae. Gene Ontology annotation, biological process: regulation of transcription by RNA polymerase II. The transcript is spliced from 3 exons. The record is from RefSeq and is a predicted model, not a curated record. Gene Ontology annotation, cellular component: SWI/SNF complex; nucleus. The coding region runs from base 143 to 1690 and encodes 515 amino acids.